CAUUAUCAUGUUCACUUUCGUUCGGACAAGCGGUGGCCACUUCUGGACGGUCUCGUGUCGUCUUUGUCAAAGCGUUCGUGGUUGUAAUUAGUCGUGCUUUCUAGUGGAUCACGUUAGUAUCACCGGCAAUAAUAGUUAGUUCUAACCGGCAAUUGGUUCUAGGCGGAGACUCACUCUUAGAGUGAAAAAUGUUUCGAUUUCAAAUAAAUAUCAAUGGAAAUUGAGGAUCACUAUUCAGAAGACGUGUAAUUAGCGGUUGGAGCAGAGCUGAACGCUCAGAACUUCCAUAGUGCGCGCGAACUAGCUUCUUUCACGAUUGAAUAACUAAUAUAAACAAUGAUCGGCCAUAACCAAAAGAUAUUCUACGGCGCAAGCCUGCUGCUGCUACUAAUCGCCGCAUUAGGCGAGGCCAAAGUUUACUCCAAAUGUGAUCUGGCCAAGGAAUUGGGCAAAAACGGAAUUUCCCGUACGUUCUACGGCAACUGGAUUUGUCUGGCCAACGCCGAGAGCGGCAUGGAUACCACCAAAGUAACGCGGCUUCCGAACCAAACCGCCAGCUAUGGGAUCUUUCAAAUCAACAGUAAGCAAUGGUGCCGUCCCGGUCGUAAAGCUGGUGUGUGUAAUAUGAAAUGUGAAGAUUUUUUGGAUGACGACAUCACCAACGACAUAGAGUGCGUCAAGCUCAUCCAGAGUCGGCUAGGAUUCAACGGCUGGGCCGUUUGGGUGAAGAAGUGCAAGGGAAAAGAACUGCCCAACAUUUCGAACUGUAACCUUUAGACUAUGUGAGCAAUACCGGCCACGGAUGGCAAACGAAUGUGAUACAACUGAGUUUUUCAAAUGAAACAUCACUCUCCACUGUACCUUAAUUCAGGAGAAUAAACACAAGACUAUACCUAAUCAACCUUGCAAAUAAC
Molecule: messenger RNA, 914 nt
Organism: Armigeres subalbatus
Lineage: Eukaryota; Metazoa; Arthropoda; Insecta; Diptera; Culicidae
Product: lysozyme c-1-like
Exons: 3
Coding region: 337-777 (146 amino acids)
Molecular function (GO): lysozyme activity
Source: RefSeq, a predicted model, not a curated record